CUUUUAAUAUGCACAAAUAUAUUUGAAACAAAUAUAUAAUGAUUUAGAUUUUAGUGUAAUUAAAGAGUGUUCAAAAUAAUAGGUCUUGAUAAAUUACUAAUGGAUUUGUUAGUUAGUUAGCGAUGAUUAAGCACAUGGAAGUUACUGAUAAGAAUGUUUCAAAUAGUGAUUUAAAUGAAAAAAAUGAAGAAGAGACCGUUUGGCCUCAAAUACUGGCUAUUUUGGCAGGUGGAUUAGGAGCGUUCACCGACGGAGUUAUUUUUUCAUGGACAUCUCCCUUCAUAGUCAAGAUCGUACAGAACAAAGUAGAUUAUGAUAUAUCAGAAGAAGAAGCUGCCAACUUUCCGAUAAUCCAACCAGUAGCUCUGAUAAUAACCGGAUUGUUGAUCUCCAAUCUUUGCGAUGUUAUUGGAAGAAAGAAGGUGCUUCUUUUCCUUGCUAUACCUCACGUUAUUAAUUUAUUAUUAUCAGCUUUUGCAAGACACGUCUAUGUGUUUUACGCAGCAAGGGUUUGCGCUGGUAUUGGCGAUGCUUUCCUUUGGUCAGCUUUGCCAAUGUAUAUAGGAGAAGUAGCGUCGCCUAAGGUUAGGGGAGUUUGGGGAAAUACGCUUGCUAGUGGUCUUUAUAUGGGACAGUUCGCUAUAAAUGUUGUAGGUAGCUAUUGUGACAUUCCUACAACGUCCUAUAUAUUUCUUCCUUUACCAAUUCUGUUUUUCAUGAUCUUUAUUUUCAUGCCAGAAUCACCAUACUACUACCUUAUGAAGAAGGAUUACGAAGCGGCCAAAUGCUCUUUAAAGUUUUUGACAAGGAAAAGUAAUGUUGAUCCGGAGUUUAACCAAUUAAAACAUGACGUUGAACGACAACUAUCGGAGUCGGGAACAUGGAAGGAUUUGGUAUCUAUAUCAAGCAAUCGCAAGGCGUUACUAGCUGGGUUUUUCUUAAGAUGGUCUCAACAGUUUUGUGGGUUACCUGUAUUUAACCAAUACACACAAUUUAUUUUCCAAAAAGCAGGUGGUCUGGUUAGUCCAAGAGUUGCUUCCAUGAUCUUUUCUGCUUUAUGCCUAAUUUUAAAUAUCAUAGUAGUUACUUUUGUGGUAGAUAAAUUCAGCAGAAAACGUCUAUAUGCUUCCUCUUUAGUACCUUGUAGCGUUGUUUUGUUCAUAAUAUCUAUAUAUUUUUAUUUAGAUCAAAUGAUGCCUUCAGUAGAUACAGCAUCUUUGUCUUGGCUACCAAUUACGGCCCUUGUUAGCUACCAAGUAGUUACUUCUUUUGGUGUAACCGUAAUACCAACUUUAAUGUUAGGGGAACUUUUUUCUUCUAGCGUCAAAGCCAAGGGCCUUACCGUCCUUAUGAUCGCCAUGGCUGCUGGCGUCUUCAUGACCAAUGGUAUAUUCAAUUUACUCAACACUUCUGUGGGUUAUUAUGCUCCAUUUUUAUUGUUUGGUAUAUGUACGGUUUUGUCAUCCAUAUUGUCUUUCUUCGUGAUUCCAGAUACUAAGGGAAAGACUUUGGAAGAGAUUCAGAUGACUUUAAAGACAGCAGAAUGAUUGUGAUGAUAUAGACACAUUUUUUAUAUUUAUUUUGUUUAAUAAAUAUUCUUUCUGUGUUUUAUUAGUAGAAUUUAGGAAG
Diabrotica balteata is the source of this 1629-nucleotide messenger RNA. NCBI's taxonomy places the organism in Eukaryota, Metazoa, Arthropoda, Insecta, Coleoptera, Chrysomelidae. The record is from the annotation of a GenBank genome assembly.